Messenger RNA from Zonotrichia leucophrys gambelii, 896 nucleotides. Its product is annotated as gastrula zinc finger protein XlCGF49.1-like. NCBI's taxonomy places the organism in Eukaryota, Metazoa, Chordata, Aves, Passeriformes, Passerellidae. Bases 162 to 824 code for a protein of 220 amino acids. The record is from RefSeq and is a predicted model, not a curated record. Gene Ontology annotation, molecular function: RNA polymerase II cis-regulatory region sequence-specific DNA binding; DNA-binding transcription factor activity, RNA polymerase II-specific. Gene Ontology annotation, biological process: regulation of transcription by RNA polymerase II. The transcript is spliced from 3 exons.
CCUCCUCCUCCUCCCCCCAUCCCUCGGCUGCAGGCGAGGAGACCUCGGGUUCUGGUAGGAGGAGGACAUCAGUCUUGGGGACCCUCCCAGAAGAGCAGUGGAGUGGAACCUCAAGACCCCUGGAGUGGGAGAAGGAUUUGUCAUUCCCAAGCUGUGGACAGAUGGAGAAGGAAAAGCCCCAGAGAUCCCACAUGAGGAGGGGCUGCAAACCCAGCCCAGGGAGCUCUGAGGAGGAAAGAGCCCCCCUGAGCCAGGAAGGCGGCCGGAGAUCCAGCCAGAGCUCAGAGCUGGUGGAGAAGCCUCAGGCUGGAGAGAGGCCACACAAGUGCUUGGAAUGUGGGAAGGGUUUCAAGUACAGCUCCCAUCUGAGGCAGCACCAGGUGAUCCACACAGGGGAAAGGCCCUACAAGUGUGGGGAAUGUGGGAAGGGCUUCAGCAAGAGCUGCAACCUCAUCAGCCACAGCAAGAUCCACACUGGGGAACGGCCCCACACCUGCCAGGAAUGUGGGAAGAGCUUCGUGCGGAGCUCCAGCCUGAAGGAACACCAGAUGCUGCACGCUGGGGAGAGGCCCUUCGAGUGUCCUCAGUGUGGGAAGAGGUUUCUGAGGCCAUCCCGUCUCCUCCUGCAUCAGCGCAUUCACAGGGAGGAGAAGCCCUUCUGCUGCCCCGACUGUGGGAAGGGCUUCAAGCGCAGCUGCAUCCUCCUGAACGGGCGCCUCCGCACUGGGGAGAAGCCCUGGGAGUGCCCCAAGUGUGGGAAGAGCUUUGUGCGCUGCUCCAGCUCCACUCCCCAUGGAGCAUCCACGUUGGAUGAUCCCCAGUGACCCCAUUUGGGCAGAGCCCUAGUGAUCCAUGAUCCUGAUGAUCCCUGUUGGGUGGAGGGAAGGUGUUGGAGA